Drosophila persimilis is the source of this 1996-nucleotide messenger RNA. It is a transcript of the gene RIOK1, whose product is annotated as serine/threonine-protein kinase RIO1. The transcript is spliced from 3 exons. Gene Ontology annotation, cellular component: cytosol; preribosome, small subunit precursor. The record is from RefSeq and is a predicted model, not a curated record. Bases 106 to 1827 code for a protein of 573 amino acids. Gene Ontology annotation, molecular function: protein serine/threonine kinase activity; ATP binding. NCBI's taxonomy places the organism in Eukaryota, Metazoa, Arthropoda, Insecta, Diptera, Drosophilidae. Gene Ontology annotation, biological process: maturation of SSU-rRNA.
ACUUGGCGAAAUUUUAAUUGAAAUUUCACAUUUGUGGUAAAAGUUUGUGCGCUAUAAAUAUACUGGUCUGUGCGGUGGACUGCAACUGGCCGAUACUCUCCCACGAUGAGCGACGACCUACACAAGUACAGCGACGCGGAGGAGGAUUUGGAGGAACUGAAAAAUUCGGAGUGGAUGCAAGACUUCAAAUCUCUCACCGUGAAACACGAACCGAAACCCAGCGAUGAGCAAUGCCAACAAGAAGGAAAAGUAGAAGCUGGUGAGGAUCUGGAUUACGAUUAUGAUGAAGAAGACGACGACUACGCACUGGGCGAUGAAUACGAUGCGUACGAGGAGGCCUACAGCGGCUUUAGCAAGCACAACACACAGCCGCAGAUGACAACAGCUGGUUCAGCUGCUGCUGGAGGUGGAGCAGGAAACGGUGGAGGCGCUGCUCCACGUGUGAGCAGUUACCAGCCCAACGAAAAGCUGCUACGGCGAUACUCUGCACGCAUCAAUGUGGAGAAAUAUGAUCCGACUCCGAACAUGAGUGCCCAGGCGGCCAACCGGUUAGUCAACUUUGAUCGCCGACAGGACACGGAUCGAGUGCGCGUGAGAGAUAAGCACGAUCGAGCCACCGCAGAGCAGGUGAUGGAUCCGCGCACGCGCAUGAUACUCUUCAAGCUACUCAAUCGCGGCCUGAUCCAAGAGAUUAACGGCUGCAUAUCGACGGGAAAGGAGGCAAACGUCUACCAUGCUGUGUCCAAAGACGGCGCCGAUGAGUAUGCGAUCAAAAUUUAUAAGACCUCCAUUCUGGUGUUUAAGGACCGCGACAAGUACGUGUCCGGCGAGUUCCGGUUCCGACACGGCUACUGUAAGCACAAUCCGCGCAAGAUGGUUCGCACGUGGGCCGAGAAGGAGAUGCGCAACUAUCUACGAAUGCGAAAUUCUGGAGUGCCCGUGCCGGAGCCGAUUCUGCUCCGAUCCCAUGUGCUGGUUAUGCGCUUUUGCGGCCGGGACGGCUGGCCGGCGCCCAAGCUAAAAGACUACGAACUGAGCACGUCGAAGGCGCGAGAGCUGUACCGGGACUGUGUGGUGAUCAUGUGGCGGAUCUACAACCAGUGCCGCCUUGUCCACGCCGAUCUCUCAGAGUUCAAUAUUCUGAUGCAGGACGGCCAACUGGUGAUUAUCGAUGUCAGCCAGGCAGUCGAGCACGAUCAUCCGCAUGCAUUCGACUUUCUGCGCAAGGACUGCACCAACAUAUCGGAAUUCUUCCGCAAGAAGUCGGUAGCCACCAUGACUGUCAAGGAGCUCUUCGACUUCAUUACCGACCAAACGAUAACCGAGGAGAACAUGGAGCAGUGCUUGGAGAGCAUCUCGGAGCGCAUUAAAGACCGCGACUUCGAUGCCAUAACGGCACAGGAGAGAAUCGAUGAGGCCGUCUGGCAGAACACAUACAUUCCCAAGCGCUUGGACGAGGUGCGUCAUUUCGAGCGUGAUGUUGCCAAGGCAAAGCAAGGUGUGCAGCAGAAUCUAAUCUAUGGGAAAAUCACCGGUUUGACAUCCGAUUUGGACGUGCAGAAGCAACCAGACGUAUUGCAGCCCACAGCCGAGCAAGAGGACGUGGGAAGCGACGACCAAAUAAGUGAAAGCGAAGAUGAAGAUGAUUCCCAGGACAACGACGAUGGCUCCAAGUUCAAGAACUCGUCCCGUCCGCGGGACGAAUCGCUGGAGAGUAAAAAGGCCCGCAAGAAAGCUGUGAAGGAUGCCAAAGCGGAACAGCGAAAGGUCAAGGUGAAAAAGCAUGUUAAGAAGCGCAAGGAGAAAAUAGGCACCAUGAAGAAAUAGUAAGGCCACCACGAUUCGAAUUAAGCGCAAGAAACUGUCGAUGUAGCUACCGAUAUCGGUAGAUCUCCGGAGUGCAUGGAGUCAAUGUGGAUCUGUAGUCUUACAUUUUUUGUAUAAAUCAUUGAUAUCAAUAAGAGGCCUCAUUUAUAAAAUUUAACUUUAGAUUCUA